Molecule: messenger RNA, 1156 nt
Organism: Hydra vulgaris (swiftwater hydra)
Lineage: Eukaryota; Metazoa; Cnidaria; Hydrozoa; Anthoathecata; Hydridae
Product: Golgi-associated plant pathogenesis-related protein 1
Source: RefSeq, a predicted model, not a curated record
GUCUUUAUAAAAAUAUAAUGUAAAAGAGAAUGAUCACUAAAUAUUAUUUUAUUCAAGCCAUUGUAAGGAACCAUGUUAGUUAUGUAAUGAGUUCCAAUUUUGGAUCCGUAUGACUUAAAUUCUAUUAUUGUACGUCAGAUUACCUAUUUAAAACUAAAUCUUUAGUUCGGAAAUCUAACAAAUAACUUUAAAUAUCAAAAAGAUGUUUACCAAUUAGCAGAUAAAUACAAAAAUCGUAUUUAAACGGUUAUAAAUUUGUCUUUUUACAUUUGUUGUCAAACGAAAAGCGCAAAGUUAAGACACUCAAGAUGACUCGAAUAAAACACAUUCCAUUCUUAGCCUUGGCAUUUAUGCUAUCACCAUGUUUGAUUACUGCUGAUGUCGAAGUUAAAGAAGAAGUUAUCAAAACAGCAAACAAUGUGGUUAAUUGUAAUACUUUUUUUAACUUAUGUCUUCCCAAAUGUUCAUCAUAUCAAGGAUACAGUGUAAAAUGUUCAACUGCAACUGAUUCAACAGGUAAACAAAGUUAUAACAAAGAUGGAACCUCGUGUUUAUGUAAGGGUUCAGAACAAGUUAAACCUGUGACCCCUGUUGUUCCCGUCGUACCUCUGAAAUCUCUUGAUGAUUUCAGAAAGUCAAUUCUUGCAAGUCAUAACUUAUAUAGAAAAAAACACAAUGCACCAAGCCUUCAACUGAGUGACGAGUUAAAUGCUAUGGCGCAAAAUUGGGCAGAAAAUAUAGCAAGAACGGGAAAUGUCCAACAUAGUCCUCCCUCAUUGCGAAAUGGCGCUGGAGAAAACAUGUAUUAUGAAUGGAGUUCUGUAAGUCCUCCAUCCGGAGAAAAUGCUGUUAAAGUUUGGUAUGAGGAAGUUAUGUAUUGGAAUUUUAUGUAUAAUGGUGAUUAUCUAUUUCCUUUAGUCAGUAAUCAAGUCAGCCAUUUUACACAGGUGAUAUGGAAAUCAACCUCAAAACUUGGGUGUGGUCGAGCUUAUAAUGGAAACAAAGUUUAUGUUGUAUGUGAGUAUAGAGAAGCUGGAAACUUAGUUGGAAGUUUUUCAAAAAAUAUUUAUCCACCUAAUGCAUGAAAUUUUUCAAAAUGAAGCAAAGACUAUAUUUGUUAAUACAUUUAUUAUAAAAUUAACUUUCUUUUGAAAAA